Messenger RNA from Ramularia collo-cygni, 2307 nucleotides. RefSeq lists its product as uncharacterized. The record is from RefSeq and is a predicted model, not a curated record. Lineage: Eukaryota; Fungi; Ascomycota; Dothideomycetes; Mycosphaerellales; Mycosphaerellaceae. Gene Ontology annotation, molecular function: protein binding. The transcript has 2 exons. The coding region runs from base 1 to 2307 and encodes 768 amino acids.
AUGGAUUCCGCAACCAAUGCACUGCGCCAUGUUUUCUUCUUCUUGAACUCGGCGCCUGCACAAUCUGCAUCGCCUUCAACAACCGCGCCCGCGCAUUCUGUUGAUGCGGCAACACGAUCUGACUCGGGACAUACCGCCACCAUCCCCUCACAGCAGUCCAAGGGAGACGAUGGUAUCGGCGUCAGCGCCAUCGUCCAAUUCGCAGGUCGCGAGUGCAAGCUUGUCGAUGACGUGCCAUCAGACUCUGAAGAUGGCAGUUGGCAUUGCAUUGACACCCCUUUGGAGUCUGACAACGGACUUCACACGGAGAGCCCUUUUGCAAAGGUACCGGGGGAUCUUACCAGCAGCACUCCUGUGCAGGGUGGUUCCGCGGAGAUCCGGAACACAACAGCAGCUUUUUCCAUGACUGACUGCACCACUGUUGCCGAGCACGAUGUCGCGCCUCGUCACACCAGUUCGCCGACUACGGAUGACCCGACGGAGCAGGAAUGGCUGUCCAUGGCUGCUAACACAAUCCUCGAUAACUUCACUCAAGAUGCCGAGGAGUCAAAGAAUCCACCACUGAAUGGAGACGAUCUCACUCAGAUCGAUCCCAACCGCUGUGAUAUGAGCUCGGUGGAGUUGAAUGAGCCGUCGCGCAGUAACGGUGUGGAUGCCGUCGAGGUCACCAAGACCGACGCACCUUCGUCGAUCAAGCUUGUUGCUCACACCACCUCUACACGUGCCGCAGAAAAAGCACCUGAGCUAAAGCAGCCCGCUUUGAACGUCAUCGUGGAUGGCGAAAAAUCUGCCACGAUUCACAGCAGCGCUUCAUCACCGUCCAAGACCACACCUUUGAGYAUUUCUGCAGCCGAGUUCGUCCCAUUCGGACCCGCGCGCCCGCCCGUGACUGGCCCGGCCAUCACUGCCACUGCUGCCGAGUUUGUUCCCACCGUGCACGGACCGGUCACAGCACCAGUGCAACACCGUCGCGAGCCCCGCCGACAGCCUGCUUCUACUGACUCUGCGGCACCCUUCUUUGAGCAGUGCCAGACGCCGGACAGAGGCGUCGGUCUAUUUGCCAUCAGGAACAUUCCAGCGRGCACCAGGCUCAUCUGCGAAGAUCCACUCCUCAAGAUCCCGGAGAACGACAUUGCUCUAACGAUCGAGGCCUACGAUCAGCUACCACAGGAGAAGAAGAGAAUCUUCAGGGAACUCCACGCCUUUGCCCCCAAGCAUAUCGAUUUCGAGCAGGAGAUUACUUCCAAUAAUGGUAACAUCGCUGACAAGCAGGAGGUGGCGAGACUGGUCGAGAUAAUGAGCAUCUUUGCCGCCAACGACUUUGUGCUUGCUGAUCAAUCCGCGCUGGGUGUAUUUGAAACCGCCUCACGCAUCAAUCACUCAUGUGUCCCAAACGUUCACUUCUCCAACAAUGCGGAGCUCCAAGGCAAGGAGACCGUGCAUGCUGCACGCGAUAUCGAGGCCGGCGAGGAGCUUUUGGCGAAUUAUCUCGGCGGUGUAUCCAACUAUCAGCGCACCGAGAAGCGUCAGGAAUACUUGUUGAAGCACUACGGUUUCAUGUGCAAGUGUGAUGCCUGCUCAGGGCUGAUCCCUGGAUCCGACGCUCAGCGUGAGGGUCUUGAAUGCGUUGUCUGGGGCCUCAACAAGUUCAAAUACCAAGACGGCACCACACCUGAUCAAAUUGGUAGCAAUCCCUACUACCCGGCUUCCCGACUGGCAGCAUUGGCGCAGGCCGAGGACGCCUGUAAGAUUCUCAUCGGGGAGCGUCUCAUCACCACUGAAUUGGCCAAGGCGUACCGGUUUGCUUCCGAUUUUGCGCUCGGACUAGGACAGUAUGAGAAGGCCCUCGGAUAUGCGUUCAGCGAGCUCAACAUCGAGCGCAGCAUCUUUGGGAUGGAGGUCAACGAUCUCAAGGUUCUCGGACUUGCGGCAGAACAGUGGAUUGCUUUCAUUCAGUAUCGAAUGGAUGAGCACAAGAUGCCCAUGCCUGGACUGAAAUUCUGGGUGGAUUGGCCCGAGAAGAAGGCGAUGUGGUAUGAGCUCCGCAAGGCUCAGAAGAAGCGUGCGGCGGAGGAGGAAGAGCAAAUGGCAGUCUUGGCAGCACAGCAGGAGAAGAAGGUGAAGAACAAGAAGAGAUGGCUCGAGAAGAAGCGGAAGCUCAAUCUACGCAAGGCUGCCGAACGCGAGGAGGCGUGCAAGGAUGCAGCAGAAGGAAAGGAGCCGGAUACUACACAGAAGACGCAGAACGGAGCCGAGAACAAGGAGAAUCGUGUGGAGAAGGAAGCGUGGGACGACGCUUCUGCUUGA